CCCUAACUAAAACUGUAACUAACUCGAGUUGUCGGAGAUGGAAGUGGAAUCGCAAAAUCGUCAAGUUUCUUCAGAUUCUUAUUCGGCUCAGAGAUUUGGGCUGAAGAACUCAAUACCGACCAACUUCGGCUCUGACUACGUCUUCCAGAUUGUACCAAAAGUCGAUUGGACAGCAAUCGCGGUGUCCUUGUCGACCAACACCAUUAAGCUAUACUCGCCGGUGACAGCUCAAUACUACGGGGAAUUUAAAGGACACUCCGAUACAGUCAAUCAAAUUGCGUUCUCCUCGGAAUCUCCUCACCUUCUUCACUCUUGCUCCUCCGAUGGUACCUUCAGAUCUUGGGACAACCGUUCUUUCCAGCAGGUAGCGUGUAUUGCUGCUGAUAAUGAUCAAGAGAUUUUUAGCUUCUCCUUUGGAGGUUCUGGAGAUCAUCUUCUCGCUGGCGGAUGCAAAGAGCAGGUUUGUCUUUGGGACUGGAGAAACUCUAAGCAAAUUGCUUGUUUAGAGGAAUCCCACAUGGACGAUGUCACUCAGGUACACUUUGUUCCCAACAAUCGGAACAAACUUGUUUCGGCCUCUGUCGACGGUUUGAUAUGUCUCUUUAACACUGAAGGUGAUAUCAACGAAGAUGACCACCUCGAUUCUGUGAUCAACGUGGGAACCUCAGUUGGCAAGAUAGGUUUCUUUGGAGAUUGCUUUCAAAAGCUCUGGUGUCUCACUCACAUUGAAACUCUUAGCAUUUGGAAUUGGCAAGAUGGACGCUGUGAAGUCAACCUAGAGAAAGCUCGGGAGCUCGCUUCUGAUAGUUGGAGUCAAGAUAAUGUUGACUAUUUUGUUGAUUGCCAUUGCCCAGGAGGUGAAGACUUGUGGGUGAUAGGUGGAACCUGCGCAGGUACUAUCGGUUAUUUUCCGGUGAACUAUAAAUCCCCUGGAUCAAUUGGCUCUGCUGAAGCUAUUCUUGGUGGAGGCCACAUAGAUGUCGUGAGGAGCGUUCUGCAGAUGCCAAGCGAGUAUGGUGGAGCUGCAGGGUUAUUCGGAUGGACGGGGGGUGAAGAUGGACGGUUAUGUUGCUGGAAGCCCGAAGAGAAUUCUGCUGGGAACAACCGGUCUUGGACUUCAAGCGGAUUGGUCGCUAAGCCGUUAAGGAAUCGCCACAGACACUCACCUUACUGAUAAAAUGGAACAUUGUCGUGUCUUUAUGUAAGAGUAAAAGACAGUUGAUUGAGCUUGAUAUGUCUCUUACCCUCUCUUUUUUUUUGUAUUGGAAAGGCAAUUUCUCUAAAUUAAAGUUUGAAAGAUCUCAUCUUGAA
Messenger RNA from Eruca vesicaria subsp. sativa (arugula), 1311 nucleotides. The record is from the annotation of a GenBank genome assembly. NCBI's taxonomy places the organism in Eukaryota, Viridiplantae, Streptophyta, Magnoliopsida, Brassicales, Brassicaceae.